Molecule: messenger RNA, 1809 nt
Organism: Rhopilema esculentum
Lineage: Eukaryota; Metazoa; Cnidaria; Scyphozoa; Rhizostomeae; Rhizostomatidae
Molecular function (GO): protein binding
Source: RefSeq, a predicted model, not a curated record
CUAACGCAGGGAAUCACCACAGCAUUCCAGUGCUUUCUUACCGCAUUCCUUUCCACUUAUUGAGCAGUAGAAGUCUGGCUGUAACAUGGUAGAUGGCAAGUUCGUUAUAUUCCUGGUUCUCAUAUUAGAUCUGGUCCAUAAUGAGGACUUUCACUGUCCCAAGGACCAUUUUCUAAACACACUUAAGUACAUCUGUCAGAGGUGCAAAGUGUGUCAGCCGGGAGAGUAUGUCAAUAGGCCAUGCAACAGUGUGGAUGACACAGAAUGCAUUUCAUGUCCAAAUAAUACAUAUACAAGAGCUCAAAAUCUUGAGCAAUGCAACAACUGCACAAAGUGCAAGAUAGCUGAUUUGUCACCAUGCAAUGCAACCUCCGACGCUGUUUGCAUGGAGGAGAAAGAAAAUAAAGAAAGGGCUGAAGGUGACGAUAGCAACCUAAAAUGGGCCUUAGGUGGAGUAUCAAUAGUAUUAGUACUCAUUGGCGGGGUUGGCGGGGCCUUUUUGGUGGUACACUGUGUCCGUAGAAGAAGGCGGCGACCCCCAGAACGCCGAGAUCCACACGACCAAGUAGAAGUUCAAUUAAUGUGCCUGACCCGCAAGAAAAUGCUGGACAAUGAUGAAAAAGAGAAGCCACCUUCUUCAAGUAGAGUCUAAACCCAUCUCGUCUCAAGACACUCACUAUUUAAAGUCUUCUUUGAAAUAGAGGGCAUGUAGUAAACACUCUUGCAAAUACCAUUUUCUCCAAAAUUUUCGUCAACCUUUCUGAUAAUCCAUACAGGGCCCAAGCCACGAGGGACGAUGACCACAACCCCCCCCCCCCCAACCAUCCACUAACCACUUCGUUGGAAAACGGAUUAGCUUUCUGCAAGGACUUUUGUUUUGGAUCUUUAGUUUGCCCUUGGCCCAAAAACUCGGGUUGGAGCCCCUCCCCUGCCAAAUCUUGAAAUCUUGCUGCCAUGAACUGACAAAUUUCGCUUGUUUCUCUCACAUUAUUUGUGUGUUACAAUACCUUGUUUAAAAUCAAUUUUGCCAAAUGAAAGUUUCCGUCCGCUUUAACAACCUGCUUUCCAGUUUGCAUUCCUUGAUUUCAGCGAGAAAAUCUGUCUGGCACAGAAGCGAGGGGCUACACCCUCGAUAAUAUUUCUUAAGAUCAUUCCCUUCAGAUUGGUAUAGAUUGCUUCAUUAUUAGAGAAUACGUGGCGUGAGUAGAGCUUUUACAAAAAUAUGGCGCGUGUGCGCGGCUGGAAGCUGCUGUGCUGGCACGGAGAGGAUUUUCCCCGCGCACUAAAAGGAAUGCAGGCCGGCCUGCUGUCAGUUAAAUAUUUCCAGGUUAAAACUCCAACCAAAACAUGUCUGCGUGAAAUUUUCCAUCAGCAAAUCGCUAAAUCUUUAUAUUUUUCUCUGCUAGAUUUUUGCCAUUCUUUACCUAAGGAUACCUUGCUAAGAAUAAAAACCUUCAUUUAUUAUAAUAUAAUUUAUCGUUGUCCUAAAUUCAGAUAAUGUUGUUUUGUAAUAUUUUGUAUAUGUGGUGUUUUUCUAAAGGAGAUUUUCUGUCAUAGUCACAAAGUAAUUUUCGUACCUUUUGCCUAAGUUAUACUUGCGAAAUUAAUUGUCAAUGGUUAAUUAUCUGCAAUGUAGAUUAGUUCUAAGUUAACAAAAUAAUUUAAUUUGAUUUUAGAAUAACAAUGAUACUUCUUAUUUAAGUAGCUAAAUGCAUGUCUGUAAAUUUUCGCGUUGUACUGCUUUGUAUCUUUUUCUCGUUCAUAACUGAACUUGUGUAUCUUAUUAAAAUGUUGCAUCUAAUUUGCAAA